This is a messenger RNA of Culicoides brevitarsis, 1802 nucleotides long. RefSeq names its product serine protease inhibitor 77Ba-like. The transcript is spliced from 6 exons. Lineage: Eukaryota; Metazoa; Arthropoda; Insecta; Diptera; Ceratopogonidae. Gene Ontology annotation, molecular function: serine-type endopeptidase inhibitor activity. Bases 180 to 1745 code for a protein of 521 amino acids. The record is from RefSeq and is a predicted model, not a curated record.
UGUUGUUGCUCGAUCGUGUCAGUUCUGCGUUCCGUGAAGAUCUUUUUUUCUAAAAAAAAGAAAUAUUUUUAGAACUUUUGAGUCUUUCCAAAACCAAAAAAAUAAAGAAGACUCGUAAAAGUAGAAAGCAAUUGUCGUUUGGCAUUGAAAAAUCCGUGUUGAAGGUCAAAAGUGUCAGAAUGAAAGUUCAGCUAACGAACAACACAUGCUGGUUACUGCUGCUCACAUGCUCGUCAAUAGCGGCAAGCAGUAUCACGUUCAGAGAUGAGUUGCCGACGUCAAAGCCACAAUUUCCGGUUCCGCAAAGACCGGAGAGAGAUUCGUCAACACAUCAGCAAGAUUAUGGGCAACAAUGGCAAGUUGCACAGCAACCGCAGUAUCAACAACAACAAACAAAUUUGCAGCAGCAGCAACAACAGCAAUUUUCGUCUCCGAAUCCUCAGUAUCAACAGCCAUCGAGUCAACAGCAGCAGUUUUCACCUGUUUAUCCACAAACGAGUCAGGUGCAACCACAAUCGAAUGUGAAUCAAGAACAAAAUCGACUUGCAGCUGUCAAUUCGUUAGUUGCUGAUUUGGCAAGAGGCAAUACGAGAUUUUCCUUGAAUAUGUUUAAGACUCUUACCGACGCAAUCCCAAAUACUGACUUCAUGUUCUCGCCAUUUACGGUAUACUCACUUCUCGCAACUCUCGUAGAAGGAGCAACGAAUCCAAGUGCGACUUUGAACGAAUUACUGAACGUAUUGGAAAUUCCCACAAAUGCUAUGUCGAGUUUGGGCGACAUUUAUGACGAAAUUUACAAGAAAUUGACGAUCAAAACAGACACAAUUGAAUUGAGCGUUUUUCAAGGAAUUUUCCAUAAUCACACUCAUGCUCUUCAACAGCAAUUCAGAAAUGUCGCAGAGUCAAAAUAUCACACAAAAGUCACUGAAUUCCAGAAAGGCAAGUCAGCGGAUCAAGUCCUUUCAACGAUUAAUGAAAUUGUGAGAACCGCCACAAAUGGCAAUCUUCAAGCUGCUUUCCGCAAAAGUGAGAUCCAAUCAGCGCCGAUGCUCAUGUUGAGUGCCAUUCAUUUCAAGGGUCAAUGGGCGAAUCCUUUCAAUCGAACUCACACAAAAACGGAAACUUUUUACGAUGAGUUCGGAAAUCCCGUUGGAGAUGUUCAAAUGAUGUUCGAACGUGCAGUUGUUGCUUAUUCGCCGAUCAAAGAGCUCGAAUCGCAUGUCAUUCAACUUCCGUAUGGGUCACAAAAUCGUCUUGGCAUGAUAGUUAUUUUGCCACGAAAAAACGUGUCUCUGAGUGAAGUUGCCACAAAAUUAGCUGGUUACAGUUUGACCGAAAUGUUCAAAGUGCUCGACAAAUCUUUGAAGGAUUUCGAGGAUGACGAGAUCGAAAUUCACCUUCCGCGCUUCAGUACGAACACGGAUUUGGCAUUAAACUCAAUUUUAGCCCAACAAGGUUUACGGUCGAUUUUCUCGUCGGAUGCUGAGCUUAACAGAAUGAAUCCCAAUAUUUUCCUUUCGCGCCUGAUUCACAAGGCAAAAAUUGAUGUUGAUGAAGAAGGAACUGUCGCUUCUGCCGUUACGGGAGGCGUUUUUGCGAAUAAAUCGUCAGCGCCACGUUUUUACGCAAAUCGACCAUUUUUGUAUUUGAUCGUUGAUCGCGAGACAAAUUUGAUACUUUUCUGUGGGCAAAUGCGGAAUCAGCCUCACGUGAAUCAACGACCAAAUACCGCGAGAUCAGGCUGAUUUUUUUUUGUAAUUUUUUUUAUUGACUUGAAAUAAAUAUUUUUUUUUUCGUAAAAA